Psammomys obesus (fat sand rat) is the source of this 1980-nucleotide messenger RNA. RefSeq names its product TELO2 interacting protein 2 (gene Tti2). The transcript has 7 exons. Bases 352 to 1881 code for a protein of 509 amino acids. NCBI's taxonomy places the organism in Eukaryota, Metazoa, Chordata, Mammalia, Rodentia, Muridae. The record is from RefSeq and is a predicted model, not a curated record. Gene Ontology annotation, cellular component: centrosome; nucleoplasm; cytosol.
GUUGCUGCUGAAACGUGGAAAGCCUCAGGUACCGGGAACGUUGUUGAUGUCACGGCUCAGUAGUAUGUCUUUAAAACUAACUUAUUUUGUUUUUGAAUCUUCGGAAAGACAAAUUUCUCCACAUGUUAGGAGUUUGAAGCUCUCGCCAUAGCAAGGUCCCUUCUUACACCCAUUUAAUCGGAUCCCACUCGAUAUUUCUCCGCACAGUUCGCUCUUUUCACCGUGUAUGGUUUUAGUUGCGUUCGUUGGGGGACUCCCAGGGCCGGGGCGAUCUUCCUUCUGAGACUCCAGACCCCUCUCUGAUUGGCACCGUCCCCUGGGGGAGCCCAGCACACCCGGGUGCGAUUAGGAAUGAAGCUUGACAGCGCUGAAGAGAAGUCGCGGGACGCUCCUUCCCCGCCCGCAGAGGGUUCUCCCCCGACCCUGGAACAAGCCUUCUCCAAGAUUCUACACGGUCUCAGCCGCCAAGAGUCAGGACAGAGCAAUACAAGAAAUGCAAUUCUUAAAGACCUCAGUGCUUUAAUAGAAGCCGCCGAAUGUGACGUAUUAUUUGAGGGGGGUGGGAGUGGAGAAGCACUCCGGGGGAUGCCCGAGAUCCUGGGACAGGUGGCGAAAGCCUUGGAGAAGUUCGCAGCCCCACCCAAGGAGAAGGCAGACGGAGGCGAUGGGCAUUCCGAGGUGCCUGAGAGGGCAAAAGAAGUUGGGUUAUUAUUUCUUAAGCUGUUGGGGAAGGUUGAAACUGCUAAGAGUUCUCCCGACUGCUCUGCAUGGAAGACAGGCCUCCGCCACUUGGCAGGACACAUGUAUGUUUUUGCCAUCACACACAGACGGAAGCAGCCAUGGACCAGUCCAGGAUCUCAGCGUGUUGCCGGUGAAGUGCUGUCUUUACUGCUUCGAGUUACAGAGUGCAGCUCUGUGGCAGGAUUCCUUUGCGGAGAAAAUGAAGAUGAUCGAGGGAGAUUUGCUAUGGUUUUGGGGCUUCUUAAGCCCCAUUUGAAUAAGGAAUCCUGGAAGAAUAAUCCUGCUAUCAAACAUAUUUUCUCAUGGACUCUCCAACAAGUCACUCAGCCCUGGCUGAACCAACAUCUAGAAAAGAUACUUCCUCCAUCUUUGCUCAUCUCAGAUGACUAUCAAACUGAGAAUAAAAUCCUGGGUGUACAGUGCCUCCAUCACAUUGUGAUUAAUGUGCCAGCUGCUGAUUUGGUGCAGUACAACAGAGCCCAGGUCUUAUACCACGCCCUUUUCAAUCACCUGUACAUGCCAGAGCACCACCUCAUUCAGGCUGUGCUCCUAUGCCUCCUAGAUUUAUUCCCUGUCCUAGAGAAAGCCCUGCACUGGAAGGGAGAUGCUGCUCGAGCCACUACACACUGUCACGAGGUACUCCAACUGAUCCUCACUCACAUGGAGCCAGAGCACCGGAUUCUCUUGCGUAGGACUUAUGCCAGCAACCUGCCAGCUUUUGUGAAGAAGUUGGGGAUCCUUACUGUCCGGCACUUGAAGAAGCUGGAACAAGUUAUCCUAGGUUAUCUGGAGGUUUAUGAUGGACCAGAAGAGGAAACUAGGUUGAAGAUACUGGAAACCCUGAAACUUGUCAUGCAGUAUACUUGGCCCAGAAUUUCCUGCAGAGUUGUGGUGUUAUUGAAAGCUCUGCUGAAACUGAUAUGUGAUGUUGCACGGGACACAAGCCUUACAACUGAGGCCACUAAGAGUGCCUUGCUCCAGGAAGCCACAGACUGUCUGAUUCUCCUGGACCACUGUUCUCAGGGGCGAGUUAAGGUUCUUCUGGCUAAGAUUGUCCUGUCCUGUGAAGAUAGCACAGUGGUGAGCUGCAUUAGGAAAGUGCAGCAGGGCUCUGCAGAUGCUCCCUGCCAUGUCACUUAAGAUGACUGGCCAGCAGGAAAGGCUGCUCUUCCUAUCCCAGAUCAUGAUGGAGAUAUAUACAUAAAAAUCUAUUUUUGUACUAAACAUUUUAAGUUGGAA